GUGACCAGAGCUCUAAAACUUCUGACAUAAACCAGGUUUAGAGAGUAAAACAACAGACAAGGAGGCUAGGUCAAGUAUUUUUGCCUAUCAAUUACUGAAGUUGAUUAGACUUGCUGGAAAAUAAAUUUGAAUGCUCAGCCUUGGUAAUAUCAUCAUCAAAAACAUCUCGGUGGCUUGUUAUAACCUUGGAUAGACCGGGAAAGGCUUUCAACAAAGGAGAUUUCACUAAAAACGGAGAGGCAGCCAUUCCUCUCAGCAUUCCGUGAUCUUUUGUUGGUGACAACAAGCAAUUCUCAUUGAUUGGCGAGUAGUUCGCAUUCAGAUUACUAAAAUCUUUUCAAGGAGUUCUCUUGGUGAUGACCUUCCUAAAGCCUUUAGGAUGCUGGUUUAGCCCAAAAGAAGGAUUUCUAUCAUCAUUCUCAAUGCAGGAGCGCCAGAUAUUCUUGAAUCUAUCAUGCGGGUGCUGCCAAGCAAUUCUUCAAUCUCAGAUUCCUCAAGACCCCUAG
Moneuplotes crassus is the source of this 506-nucleotide messenger RNA. NCBI's taxonomy places the organism in Eukaryota, Ciliophora, Spirotrichea, Euplotida, Euplotidae. The record is from the annotation of a GenBank genome assembly.